AUGCUUCCAGAACAGGGGCUUCUGAGUGACUGCGGGAACAAUUACUUCCAAAUGAACUCGUGCAUCUUAGCAGGGAACGUUCAGACCACACCCCAGGUCUCUUCUGGUGAUUCUGAAGCCAAACCUCUGAUCUUCACAUUUGUCCCCACUGUCAGAAGACUACCAACCCACUCUCAAUUGACUGACACCUCUAAAUUUCUUGUUAAAAUUCCUGAGGAAUCAAGUGAUAAGAAUCCAGAAACUGUAACUAGGUCUAAUUCCAAUGAAUACUUGACCUUAAAUGCUGAGAGCCAGCAGAAGAGAGACCAAGGGCCAUUGCUUUACCCUACAGAAGUCAGUGAAAAGGUUUCACAAGAAAACGGGAUUAGAGCAAACGAACCUCAAAGAAUGCAGCAAAGUGACCUCUUCAAAGCUGAGUAUGUCUUUAUUGUGGACUCUGAAGGGGAAGAUGAAGCUACAAGCAGAAAAGGUGAAGAAACUCCCACUCUUGGGAUGGGUAUCCCAGCUCCACGACCCAAGUCUCUCGCCAUCUCCUCCAGCCUGGUCUCUGAUAUGGUCCCUCCCAAAACUCUAGGGGUAGACCUCCAGGUCCCAUCCCAGUCAGAAAUUCCUCAUGGCACAGCACCUCAGCAAAAGCCUAUACAGUUAACUUCUCCCUCCACCUCCGAGCAGCAUGCCUGUAAACCGCCCGCUUUCUCCUUUGUUUCUCCGACUAAUCCGCAAACACCACCUGGCCCAGGGGCCCCCGCUGGAGCCUCUGUCCUAGAGGAGUUCCACACUCGGAGGCUGCAUCUCAGUGGGGCCCUGGUGGAGGAAACGGCUACGUAUUUCCAAACUUCUGCUCACUCUGCACCUUUUAUCUCAUCGAAGGGCACGUUCUCGUCAUUACAGACCCCUCACUCUGCUCAGUUAUCAGGUUCUAACUUAGCGAGUACGCCUGCAGCUGAUCAAACACCUGGACCGACUCCUGAAGUUCUGAAGAAGACAACACCUGUAGCCUCAAAUGUCCUUAGUCCCAAAGAAAAGGCAAGAAGCUCUUCUCCCACACCGUCCUCCAGUGCUUCUCUGAAGUCCGGUUCUGCAUCCUACAUACCAGUCCGUAUUGUCAUGCAUUCACUUUCUCCAAGCCCCAAACCGUUUUCAACUUCCGUCCAUGGUUCCUCUUCGACUAUCUGUAGCCAAAUGUCAUCUACUGGCAGCCUCUCCAAGUCAGGGAGAAAAUCCGCAGUGCCAUCUCGGCUCUCCCUUCUCACUGCCAUCCUAAAAUCAAACCCCUCUCACCAAAGGCCCUCUUCCCCUGCGUCCUGCCCCACCUUCUCUCUCAACUCCCUGGCUUCUUCCACGCUCACACUUGAUCAGAAAGUAAAACAAACCACAUCCAUGCCUAAAAAAUCUCUCUCCAGCUGUUCCCUGAGAUCUAGAUCCCCCGAGCAAAGAGAACACCAGAUUCCUGAGCUUCCUCAGCAACUCGUACACUUACCCCUUUUCACUAAAUCAGACCCCCCUUCCCAGGUGCCUGCCAUUUCUCCCACAAAGUAUGCAGGAAGCAGCCUUCUUUCUUUGGACAUAGAAAAAACACCGUCACCUAUUUCUUGGAAGAGCAAUCCAGCCCUCUCCUUGCAACCUAGGACAAGUCCUGCAGGUCUUCCUCCUGUUCCACCAAGCCUUUCUCCUCUUUCUUCAAAGGACAGACAUGAUGAUGAGCUAAGGGAUUCAGAAAGAUCCAAGAAUAUUCACACGCAUCCUUCUCCAUCAACCUCCUCUGCACUGUCUUCUAUGUCUUCUCCUACUAACCAAGGAGCUGUGAGCCCCUCUCCAGAAAAACGUUUUCAUCCUUCCCCAGCUCUUUCAAAUCUGAUAAACAGAUCCAAAAAAACGCUUUCUGGCCAGGGGCAGACUCCGUCAUCUACUCCUGCAGUCCCUGAUUCGAGUGCUAGCUCUGAUUCUCUUCGCAGUUUGAGGUCUUCCCCUAUUCCUCCUGCUAAUCUGCCCAUCCAGGGAAUACCCUCAAAUUGUGGUAGCGGUAACUUGCCUUCAAGACUGGGAAAAUCUGAAAGUUCAUGGUCUGACCACAGGUCAUCUCCCAUCUCUCUAAGAACCAACGAGUUGCUUUCUCCUUGUGCACUGGCCAUGCCAACAGACCCUGAAAAUAAGACAUCUAAGCUGUACAAGACCAAGUCAAGCUACAAGGCUCUGGCAGCAAUCCCUACAAACAUAUUUCUAUUGGAACAGAAGGCACUGGAUAAACCAUCUCAAACCGAAAGCAUCUCCAAAGACAACAUGUUUGACCCACCAUUGGAGUUCUAUUUUCCUGCACAGCUCAGGCAGCAAACUGAAGAGCUCUGUGCUACCAUUGAUAAGGUCUUACAGGAUUCCUUGUCUAUGCAUUCUUCUGAUUCUCCUUCGAGUUCUGACCCAAACAAAAUGCCUACAACUCUUCCCAGAGCAGCUGGUCGAGAAACCAAAUAUGCGAAUCUCUCCUCCCUCUCCUCUUCAGUGUCUGAGAAUCAGCUGACUAAACCUGGAGUAAUUCGUCCAGUACCUGUAAAAUCCAAAAUAUUACUGAAACAAGAAGAAGAAAUAUAUGAGCCCAACCCUUUUAGUAAAUACCUGAAAGAAAGCUCAGAGCUCUUUUCUGAACAGGAGGUGACAGUCUCUCGCAAGCCUGUUUCUUUGCAUCCUUUGUACCAGACUAAACUCUAUCCUCCUGCUAAGUCCCUGCUGCUCCCACAGACCCUCUCCCAUGCUGACCUUCUUACCCCAGGACCCUUCAGUCAUUUGUCCUCCUUCUCACUGAAUGAUGAACGGGAGAACACGCAUGCUCUAUUCAGUCACGCUGCCCCUAAUAAGAAAUGAAGUUGGAGCAAAAGCUGAUAACGCAGGCUUCACUGAAGAUAUUUGUAAUGCUGGUGCUAAUCAGUUGCUAGAUUUAACCUUUCUAUUGUCUGCAGUAUUCGAGUUCCCUUUAUAACUGCAGUGCAGCAGUGGAACUAAAUAAAAAAAUAUUCUGCAGGCAUAUAGCAUCUCAGUACUCUACUAAUACCCAGCAUAGGCGAAAUUUACCUACAGUUUUUGCACCAUUAUUAGAGCCUUUAAUGCCUUCUAUUAAGCUGACAGCAAUACUAACAUGCCCCUAUAUUUAGCUGCAAAUAAAGAAGAUACAUGGACAAAUAGAAGAAUGGUCAUGACUAUUUUUUAAUACCUAAUUUUAUUUGAUGCAUAUAUUAUUUACUGACUCAGGUUUUAGUCCUUGUUUGCCUUGUGUUUUUUUUUUUGCAUGCAAAUUAAAAACAAAAAAAAAUGCAUUUAAAAAAUAUGAGUCCUCACCUGCCUUCAGGGAAGGCUAAUUUUUGGGAUUUCAUUGAGGAGAGAGCUUGAACGUAUGACAGGUGAUUUUUCACAUUAUACAUACUGCUGCUCUGUAUUGUUGAUGUUCAGAAUUGCCAGGAUCUACCCUGUACAUGGGCAACUUGGUGAUGUGAAUCUUCGUCUUGCUAGAAUAUGUGUGAUAUCACUGUCUCUGACUCAUUUUCCAUGAUUCUUGUGAAAGCUAAUUCAAAGUCAAUUAUAGCUACUUCAGAGCUCAUAAUCUUGUGUGCAACUAAAUUCAUGAAGCAUACUCACUGAGAUUGGUAGUCCAAGCAGCCGAGUCUCCGACACACCCAUUUCCCACCCUUCUGGUUCUGCUCCAUUUCUGUGCCAGCAGCCAUCGCUCUUAGCCUUUGCCUUCACCAAGUAUUUCCCUUCUUUUAGCCCUUUGCCCUGCUGAGAAGUGUAGACUAUGUACAAUUAGAAUCCACAAUUACAACCUGGCAAAUCUGGAAGGCACUGUGAUAGCACUUUAGGGAAGUCACUUCAGUGUUGUUUUUUUUUCUUGCACAUGACUAUGAGCCACAUUCCUUAUAGAGAGAGAUUUGUGAGCCAGAUAUACCUUUUGCCAGUGGUCUUCAAACACUGUUCCACUAACUGGCUCCAGUCCACAGGUGAUGAAAGGUUGAAAGCUACUGGUCGACCACUUGAUUCUAACUGCUGGUCCAUGGGCUGGUAUUCAGGACAGUUUCCAGUUUCAGGUUUAUAAAGGUUUAACACUGCCCUAGAUCACUACAUCAUCGCCCCAUUACCCUGCCCAGGGCAGAGCAGAGAAAGAUAGCUACAGAAAGUAACCAGACUUCAUUCACCAAGAAUCUUGCAAUGCUCCGUCUUCAUCAUUUGGUACCUGGAAAUCUAAACUUCCAUCAGUGAUGAGGAGCAGAGGAGUUUCAGUUCAAAUACUCUAUGCUUAUUUUUCUUCUUCCAAACAAAAUCUACUUCUCUCUUUACUUGUUUAGUUGUAAGAAGAAUCACUUUAGUGUGUUACUAAUAGUCUCAAUUAUUCACUGUGCUUUUACCAAGUGCCAGCACCAUAGAAAUAUUUCACAAGCAUUUAAUUUAACCUUCACAAUGAGCCUGUGAGGUAAGUAAUAUUAUCAAUAUUUUAUGUGUGCGAGAACAGUUCCAAGAAAGAAAAUCAAGCUAGUAAAUAGUAUAGGCAGAAUUCAAAAUCUAGGAAAUCUGAUUCUGAGAGGAAACCAUUAUUUAAUCAUUUGGUUAUUUAUUCAUUCAUUCAUUCAUUCAUUCAUUCAUUCAUUCAUGUUAGAACUUGGUUUUCAAAGCUUGAGUUAACCAUUCUCCCAGGUCAUGGCAGACAGUUGUCAUAAAUUGAGAUAAGACUCUUCUUGUAUAUUUAUUUAUUAUACACACAUCCUUAAAGUUUUAGCAUAUUUUCUUUGAAAAUGUUUGUUUUGAAGAUGUACAUAAAUUUUGCCUGCAUGCAAAUUCAGAAAUUAUAACUGAAAUUGCUGUUUACAUUGUUAAUUUUGGGCAGGACGUUUGCCUUGCAUGCCGCCAACCUGGGUUCGAUUCCUCUACCCCUUUUGGAAAAACCUGCAAGCUACCUAGAGUAUCUCGCCCGCAUGGCAGAUCUUGGCAAGCUAUCUGUGGAAUAUUCAAUCUGCCAG
Molecule: messenger RNA, 4997 nt
Organism: Sorex araneus (European shrew)
Lineage: Eukaryota; Metazoa; Chordata; Mammalia; Eulipotyphla; Soricidae
Gene: MLIP
Product: muscular LMNA interacting protein
Exons: 13
Coding region: 1-2856 (951 amino acids)
Biological process (GO): negative regulation of transcription by RNA polymerase II
Cellular component (GO): PML body; nuclear envelope; sarcolemma
Molecular function (GO): transcription corepressor activity; lamin binding
Source: RefSeq, a predicted model, not a curated record